AUGCCUCCAUCACGCAAACGCAGAGCGGACCCCGAGGACUCUGACGCCUCUCAAACUCAACAAACCCGCCGUCGCCAAAGAAGCAGAUCGUCAUCCCAAGAAGAUAUGUCCGACGCCAGUGCCCACGGCGCACGCGCGCCAACCAGUCUAGAUGCGCUGGUCAAGAAGAUGGUCCGCUUUGCACUAGCAAGCGAAUACGGACGCCUACCAAUCCGACGCACGGAUAUCAGUACAAAAGUCCUCGGCGAUCUUGGAACGGGCAUGUUCAAAAUUGUUUUCGAAAACGCGCAGAAGCAGCUCAGAGAGAAGUUUGGAAUGGAGAUGGUUGAGUUGCCUGCACGUGAGAAAGUGACAAUCUCGCAACGGAGAGCCGCUCAAAAAACUGAGAAACAAUCCAACUCCAACAAAUCUUGGAUGUUAUCAACUACCCUCCCACUUCCGUAUCGCAAUCCCUCUAUCCUGACACCUACCAAAGCCCCCUCAACCAGCACAGAAAGUACCUACACGGCGUUAUACAGCUUCAUUAUUGCCGUGAUCUCGUUGAACGGGGGCGCGGUCUCAGACCAGAAACUCGAGCGGUACCUUGCACGCACGAACUCGGAUCAGUACACACCCAUCGAGAAGACGGAGAAGCUACUACAAAGGCUGUGCAAAGAAGGGUAUCUUGUUCGCACGCGAGAGAUGACAGGCGGAGAAGAGGUCAUCGAGUACAUGGUCGGACAGAGGGGGAAGGUGGAAGUUGGAUCUGGGGGUGUGGCUGGGUUAGUUCGGGAGGUUUAUGGGUACGGGUUUGAUUCUAUGGAGGAUAGGGAGGAGAAUGAUGAGCUGUCACAGGUAACCAGGGGGGCACAGAAGGACUUUGAGAUACGGUUGAGGAGGACACUGGGCUUGCCUGCGUUGAAAGAGAAUGUUGGAGAGACGGCUGGGCCUCAGACUCAGGCUCAGACUCAGACUCAGACGAACGGACAUCGAGAUAGACCGAGGGCAUCCAGGAGGGCUGCUACGUCUUCUGGGUCGGAGGAUGAGGAGAGUGAUUAG
This is a messenger RNA of Penicillium odoratum, 1038 nucleotides long. RefSeq names its product MAGE domain-containing protein. Gene Ontology annotation, cellular component: nucleus. The transcript has 3 exons. The record is from RefSeq and is a predicted model, not a curated record. The coding region runs from base 1 to 1038 and encodes 345 amino acids. Lineage: Eukaryota; Fungi; Ascomycota; Eurotiomycetes; Eurotiales; Aspergillaceae. Gene Ontology annotation, biological process: DNA repair.